Messenger RNA from Trichomycterus rosablanca, 5291 nucleotides. RefSeq names its product semaphorin-3D. NCBI's taxonomy places the organism in Eukaryota, Metazoa, Chordata, Actinopteri, Siluriformes, Trichomycteridae. Gene Ontology annotation, molecular function: semaphorin receptor binding; chemorepellent activity. Gene Ontology annotation, biological process: negative chemotaxis; neural crest cell migration; positive regulation of cell migration. Bases 122 to 2404 code for a protein of 760 amino acids. The record is from RefSeq and is a predicted model, not a curated record. Gene Ontology annotation, cellular component: plasma membrane. The transcript has 18 exons.
AGUGGAAUAAUUACAUUCAUUUAUUCAUUAUUAAGAAGAGAAAAGGAGAAUAAACUUUUAAUCUGCUGAAUAAAAGUAAUGUAAAGGAAACUUUCUGCAUCGGGACCAGAGGAAACUGGAGAUGAGGAUCGUAGGAUUGUGGAGUGCAGGCUGCAUCUGUCCACUGCUGGUCGUGCUGCUUCAGUGGCUUCUGCCGUCCAUCAGAGCCAGUGGAGCAUGGAACCAGAACAUACCACGACUGCAGCUCGCCCAUGCAGAUCUCAGAUCAAGUAACAGUUCAGCUGUAUUCUGGCACGGUGGCUUCGGGGUCGGUGGGUAUUACGAGACUCUGCUGUUAGAUGAAGAUCGUGGCUGGCUGCUGGUUGGAGGAAGAGACUAUGUCUACAUGCUUCAUUCUGAGAAUCUGAGCCAGACUAUACAUAAGAUUCACUGGCCAGCUGGACGGGAACAUAUUGAGCGGUGCAAGCAUGCAGGGAAGAAUCUGUCGACUGACUGUGCCAACUUCGUGAGGCUCCUUCAGCCCGUCAACAAAACUCAUGUGUAUGCAUGCGGAACCGGAGCGUACCACCCUCAGUGUACGUUCAUUGAUCUGAGCCACAAUGCUGAGGAACCUGCAUUUAGACUUCCAAGCAAUGCUGUUGAGUCCGGGAGAGGGAAAUGUCCCUUCAGUCCACAUGAGCCAUUCACCGCUCGACUCAGUGAUGGAGAUCUGUACGCUGGAACAUCAGUGGACUUCAUGGGAAACAAUGCAGCCAUAUUUCGCACCUCUGUCCACACAAGCAGUCAGCAUUACAUCCGUACUGAGGCUUACCACGACCACUGGCUUAAUGAGCCGGAGUUUGUGGGCUCCUUCUCCAUCCCCGACACACACAGUGUAGAUGAUGACAAGAUCUACUUUUUCUUUAAAGAAACAGCUGUGGAGUCUAAUCAGCUGGACAAGCGCAUCUACAGCCGAGUGGCCAGAGUCUGUAAGAAUGACAUUGGCGGGAAGAGGAGUCUGAUUAAUCGCUGGAGUACCUUUCUGAAGGCCAGACUGAUCUGCUCAGUACCAGGGCCCGGAGGCAUGGACACACACUUUGAUGAGCUAGAGGAUGUUUUCUUGUUGGAGACAAAAGACCCACAGAAUCCAGUCAUCUACGGAGUCUUUUCAACGUCCAGCUCGGUCUUCAGAGGCUCGGCCGUCUGCAUCUACUCUAUGGCGUCCAUCCGAGCCGCCUUUAAUGGGCCCUUCGCCCACAAAGAGGGUCCAGACUACCGCUGGGUAGAGUAUAAAGGGAGAAUCCCGUAUCCACGGCCUGGGACAUGCCCAAGCGAGACGUACGACGCACUGCACAAGUCCACCCGCGACUUUCCUGACGAUUUGGUCAGCUUCAUGAGAGGCCACCAGCUGAUGUGGGAGCCAGUGGUGCCAAUCCACCGCCGGCCGCUGUUUAUGCAGAUCAACGUUUCUUACAGGCUGAAGAAGGUGGUGGUGGAUAGAGUGGAGGCGGAGGACGGCCAGUACAACGUGCUGCACCUGGGUACAGAUGAUGGCAAGAUUCUAAAGGUGGUGUCCAUCCCCAAGGAGAACUGGGAAACUGAGGAAAUCAUACUUGAAGAGCUCAGUGUCUUUCAGAGUCCAAUCCUGAGCAUGGAGCUGUCCACCAAACGGCAAGCCUUGUUUGUGAGCAGUGCUGAUGCAGUGGCUCGGUUGCCACUUCAGCGAUGUGAACUCUAUGGAAAAGCCUGUGCCGACUGCUGCCUGGCACGAGAUCCCUACUGCGCCUGGGACGGUGCCACCUGCAGCAGCUAUUUCUCCACUAACAAGAGGCGCUCACGCAGACAGGAUGUGCGUUACGGAGACCCCUGGAGCCAGUGUCAAGAUCUGGCAGACGGACCUGAUGACACCGAGCUGAAAGUGGUUUAUGGAGUAGAGAACAACUCAACUUUUUUGGAGUGCGCUCCUCGAUCUCCUCUGGCAGCUGUUAAAUGGUCCGUGCAGCCGAGCCACAGUCAGAGUACAAGAGAGCUGCAUCAUGGUGAAGAUGAUAUCAGCAUCACACAGAGAGGUCUCCUCCUGCAGCGCAUCACCUCCUCAGACGCCGGCCUCUACCUGUGCACCUCCCAUGAGCACUCAUUCUCUCGCACACUGGCUCGAUACGAGCUGCAGGUCAUUCCCCAGCAGCACGUCACAAACGUCCGCAACACACAUCUCACCGAGUCCAAAGUGGGUGGAAACUUCGCCCCGUCAUCGCUGAGCUACAAAGACCUGCAUCUGAUCGGAGUUAGUGGACUGACAGCAGAUGAGUACUGCGAACAAUUGUGGUACCGGGAGAAACGGAGGCAGCAGAAACUGCGCACGCUAAAGUGGAAGCAGACGGCAGAAAACCGAAAGGCUAGAGUCCGGCGGCAAUAUGAGCCGUAGCUUCAGGGAACGUAUAUGAGAGAAAAUGACAUUUGAGGAAAACUAAAGGACACAUGAGUUUAUUAAUGGGUUGUUCUUGCUGUUUGUGGAUCAUUCCUCCCCACAUCACUAGAGAGCUUUUAUUUCAAAACAUAUGAUACAUAUUUAAUAAGAGUACUCAGAAUAGCAACAGAUAUGGUGGAACUAAUUUUUCAUGCAUAACAGCCAGAGAUGCUUAUAAACCAUUCGGCUUCCUGUAUAGUUGAUAUGAAACUUAAAAACAGGAAAUGAUUUAUCUUAACACCUACACUUCAUGGACAAAAGAAUUGGGACACCACUCCUUAUUACGUUUAGAUAUUCACAACACACACAUUCCUAUCCAAUGUGUGAAGUAAAUUAUGUAAAAUAAAUUAUAUCCCUCCAAAUAUGUGGCAACAGUUUCAGAAAACCAUUCCUAUUUCUUCUAGUGUGACAAGCAAGCUCAAUAAAAACAUGGUUUGGUUUGGCAAGUCUGGUGUGGAGAAACUAUUCAGAGCCCUGACCAUAAGCAUGCUAAAAACCACUGGGGUAAAAUGUUGAUGAAGAGCACGGCCUUCUCGUUUUGAGUUCUUUUGACUGAAUAAGCAUCUCAAAAAGAAAUUGGUGGUGUCAUCCUAUUAAUGCCCAUGGUUUUGGAAUAGGGUGUUUAGCAAGCUCAUUGGAAGGUGUCCAAAUAAUUUUGGCCAUAUAGUGUAUUUAAAAGAAUGCAUUCAAUGAUUUAACAAUAAGUGGAAGUUUUUUAGGCCACAGUAAGUCUGAUCAGGGAGGGACAUACUCAACACAAAUACGUUAAAUGCAGACGCGUCCAGAUUGAUUGACUUAUUUUUCCUAAGAAAACAAAAACAACAAAAAACAACACUUCGUCCAAACAUUUGUAUACAUCUAAAUGAAAUCACUUGUGUAUUUCCCAAGCACAAUCAUAUAUCAGUGUGAAAGGACUCUAACAAUACCUCACGCAUGGCAUGUAUUCAUCUGAGGAAAAUUCUGGACCAUAACAGGUGCCUCUGAAGUCGUGUAGACUGGAGGAAGCUCACCACGCCUGCUACACAACUCAGGAUGUUCCUUCAUCUGUUUCCUUCCCGUCCAGGAACAAUCUUCUACAUGAACAACCUUAAACAAUCCGGACCGUUUUCCUUUCUGUAUUGUAGAGAAAACAAGGCAGUUGUUCAAUCGAUUCCUGUAAGAGCCGAGAUGAACAUUUAGCAUCAUGUCAUGCUGACGAUGGCAACCGAAUCCUUAUAGCUUACAUUCAUUUAAGUGCCAAGACGUCUUUUCAUCCAGUCAUAUUGUAACAAUCAGACAUUGCUGAGUGGUGUUCAGAUAGAGACUUUUCGACUCUAAACUGGGCAUUUGUGUUGGACAGAACCUCAAAGUGUUAAAGCAUCUGGCAGAAAUAAGCAUGAAAUAUAGUGGAAAUUAUUAUCAAUCCUUUCUGAGUAGUGUCACUCACCAUAAAAUAGCUUCCAAAGUCAUCUGGUUAACAGUGAUUUCUCUUCUAAACUUCACAAACCAAAUAAAAAUCGUGUCUAAAAAAUGUGUUAAUUAAAAGAUAAAAGGAUAAAAUCAGUGGAAAAAAUAAUUGGCAUGUUUUUUUUGUUUUUUUUUGCACAAAUCCCUAAUGAAUCAAAAUAGGUUUGGUCAUGGGUACCAGUUUAACUCACACUACAGGAUAAGGAUUCACAACCUGGUCCUGUGGGCUAGAUGCAGAAAUAGUCACUUUGCUCCGUAUUUGUUGUGUUAAAACGCUCUUAAAUCUAUCCAGUGUUACAAAUUCACUACUGUGAUUUUAUAGAUCUUAAAGGAUCAGACAGCUUCAUAAGCAAAAAAAUAAUGUCAUGAAUGUGUCCUUAAUCUUUAUGCAUUUUUCUACUUUACACUCAGAUUUGAGUUGAUUUAUCAGUUUAAACUAAUAAAUAAUGAUCUGUGAAUUUUUUGUCUGCCAGUUUACAAACAGGUUUGACUGUGACUCAAGAUUUACUAUACCUGUACCUCUGCUUUAGGCUAAGUAAAGGUGGAAUGGGUCAAUCAUAGAGGCAGGAUUAUUAUUACACCUGAGUAAGUCAGUUCUGCAGGAUAAACAGGGACGUAGUAACUGCUUCCUGCAGCACAGAUAUGGUUACAUUUUACCUGGUUUGGCCAGGAUGCACAUUUAAGCUUGUGGGCUCAAACGUACAUACAUUCAGCUCUUCGUCAAGCUGGUGAAUAAACACCAGAUUCAAGGGGUCUAAAUACUUCUCUGAAUCUACUGUAUAAAUGCAAGCACAAGAUUAUUGUUCACCCAAGCAGAUGGUAAAUAAAAACAAAUGAAUAAAUGAUGUAAAUAAAUAUUUGUCCAAAAUAAUAUACAAUAACAUUCAAUUCAGUUUACAUUCCAGUUUAAAAUUUGUAUAAGCUGUCACUCAAACAUUCAUUGUACUGUGUACCUGAGUAAGGUGUGCACAACAUGACAUUUGUCCCACAACAUAGACGUGUUACUUCAUCAUAAUCCUAACACUGAUCUGAUCCAGACUCAGGAUGUUUUGAGCUGCUGUACAAUAACCGCCUGCUCAUUUUCAUCUGGUGUUCAUUUUCACUAUUCUUCUAACCUGUACAUCUGGUGUUGCAUUGUUAUUAUUACUAUUAUUGUUAUUAUUGUUAUUAUAUAAUUGUGGCCAGUCUGCUAUAUCUGCUAAAUGAUGUUUUAUUAUUUACAGUGUUAUUUACAGUGUUAUGGUUAUUUAUGGCUUAUUUAAUCAGCAUCGGUUUAUACUGAAACAAUGUUUGCAUGUCUUAAUCUGAAAUCAGUCAACUGUCAGUUUGUGUACAGUUUCAUUAAACAUAACUCUGUAUAAAUAAAUACUGUGUCAAAUCAAUUAAAACGUGUCUAAUA